This is a messenger RNA of Ipomoea nil (Japanese morning glory), 6347 nucleotides long. RefSeq names its product E3 ubiquitin-protein ligase UPL3-like. Gene Ontology annotation, biological process: proteasome-mediated ubiquitin-dependent protein catabolic process; protein polyubiquitination. The record is from RefSeq and is a predicted model, not a curated record. The transcript is spliced from 18 exons. Gene Ontology annotation, molecular function: ubiquitin protein ligase activity. Lineage: Eukaryota; Viridiplantae; Streptophyta; Magnoliopsida; Solanales; Convolvulaceae. Bases 327 to 5999 code for a protein of 1890 amino acids.
GUUUUUUUAUUUUUAUUUUUAUUUUCUUCUUCCUUGCUUCAGUUAUAUUCUUCCGUUUAUCUCUCUGUGUUUCUCAAAAUCCUCCGUUCUGAUCACCCAAAGCGAUUGUCGGAAUUUGAUUGUUAUUGAGUUUAAUCGUUGUGCGUUUUAAAAGAUAGUGAUUGAGGCUGAGCUUAAUUGGGAAAGAUCGGAUUUUCUUGUCGUGGUAAUUUGGGAAUUAGGGAUUCUUGGAUUUUGAGAGAUGGUGACAAAUUCAACAUUGGAGAGUGUCUGAUCGCCGAAUAAUCGGCGAGCUGUUUCGAUGUUUUGAGGGUUUUGGAUUUUGUAUGGAAACUCGCAGCCGGAAGCGGGCGGAGGCCAACUCUUCAGCGCCCUCUUCUUCCUCUGGUCCCACCACCCGCGCUGCCAAGCGAGCUCGUCUUUCCGUCUCAUCUACUCCCACAUCCACUACUGCCACCGCCACCAAUUCCGCCUCGAUCCCCACUCGUUCUCGCAUCGCAACUCGUUCUCAGGACUCGUUACUAUCUUCCACACCCAUGGACUCCACCAAUGAAUCAUCCGGUUCCGCCCCCCGCAGCCGCCGUGGUAAGAACCCUAGUCAUGCUCCAGAUAAGGAUAAUUCCGAUAAAGGAAAGGAGAAAGAGCAAGUUAGGGAUAGGGACAGGGACAGGGACAGGGAAGCUGAGAGAAACCUUAGGUUGAAUAUUGAUUCAGGUGGCGGUGAUGACGAUGACAAUGACAGUGAGGGUGGUGUUGGAAUGCUGCAUCCAAAUUUAUCUUCGGCAAGCAGUGCACUUCAGGGGUUGCUCAGGAAAUUGGGUGCCGGAUUGGAUGACCUGAUCCCCAGUUCAGCAAUAGGAUCAACCUCAUCAUCACAUCAAAGUGGUCGGCUGAAGAAGAUUUUGUCAGGGUUGAGAGCAGAUGGUGAGGAAGGAAAGCAAGUUGAGGCUUUGUCUCAGCUCUGUGAUAUGCUUUCUAUUGGAACUGAAGAUUCACUCAGCACCUUUUCUGUGGAUUCUUUUGUUCCUGUGCUGGUUGGCUUACUUAAUCACGAGAGUAAUCCAGAUAUCAUGCUACUUGCAGCCCGUGCAUUAACCCAUCUGGUUGAUGUUCUGCCCUCUUCAUGUGCUGCUGUUGUGCAUUAUGGUGCAGUUUCGUACUUUGUUGCUCGCUUGCUCACAAUUGAAUACAUGGACUUGGCUGAACAGUCAUUACAAGCUCUAAAGAAGAUAUCUCAGGAACACCCCACUCCUUGCCUGAGAGCUGGUGCCCUUAUGGCCGUGCUUUCCUACCUUGACUUCUUUUCUACUGGAGUUCAGCGAGUUGCAUUGUUUACUGCUGCAAAUAUGUGCAAGAAACUCCCUUCUGAUGCAGCUGACUUUGUGAUGGAAGCUGUACCGUUGCUGACAAACCUCCUCCAAUAUCAUGACUCAAAGGUCCUAGAACAUGCUUCCAUCUGCUUGACUCGGAUUGCUGAGGCAUUUGCAUCUUCUCCAGAGAAGUUGGAUGAAUUAUGCAAUCAUGGACUUGUUAGGGAAGCAGCUGCACUGAUUUCCUCAAGCAGUUCUGGUGGCGGUCAGUCCUCACUCAGCACUUCAACAUACACAGGAUUGAUUCGACUUCUCUCAACAUGUGCAAGCGGUUCUGCUAUAGGAGCAAAAACUUUGCUGCACCUUGGUAUCAGUGGUAUUCUCAAAGAAAUUCUUUCAGGAUCUGGUCUUGUUAGCACAAUGUCUGUUUCACCUGCUUUGAGUAGACCACCUGAGCAGAUUUUUGAGAUUGUGAACCUUGCUAAUGAGCUACUUCCCCCGUUGCCUCAAGGAACAAUCUCUCUUCCAGUCAGCAGUAACUUGUUUAUUAAAGGUUCUUUUACAAAGAAAUUUUGUGCUGGUGGUUCUAGCAAGCAGGAGGAUGUAAAUGCUAGUUCUCAGGAUAUUGCACAGGAGGUUUCAGCCCGUGAAAAACUUCUUAAUGAGCAGCCUGAAUUUCUGCGUCAAUUUGGAAUGGAUCUUCUUCCAGUUCUAAUUCAGAUAUAUGGGUCCAGUGUGAAUGGCCCAGUACGUCACAAGUGUCUCUCGGUGAUUGGAAAGCUUAUGUACUUCAGCACUGCAGAUAUGAUUCAGUCCUUGAAUAGUGUUACUAACAUAUCAAGUUUCUUGGCUGGAGUGUUAGCUUGGAAAGAUCCCCAAGUACUGGUGCCUGCUCUUCAAAUUGCAGAAAUUUUAAUGGAAAAGCUCCCUGGUUUCUUUUCUAAGAUGUUUGUGAGAGAGGGUGUUAUUCAUGCUGUUAAUGCACUAAUAAUAGCUGAGGCUCAUGUUACACCUCCUUCACAGCCACCUUCCUGUGAGAAGGACAAUGAUUGUAUAACAGGAUCAUCACGUUCUAGGCGUUACCGACGUCGUGGUGGUAAUUCAAAUAUUGAUAUGUGUUCUACUGAAGAACUCAAAAAUUCAGUUCCAAAUCUGCUCUCGCCUCCAAAUUCAGUUGAAGUUCCUAAUGUCAAUUCCAAUAUUCGCAUGACUGUGAGUGCUUGUGCCAAACGCUUCAAAGAGAAAUAUUUCCCUUCAGAUCUCGAGUCAACUGAGGCUGGUGUGACAGAUGACCUUCUACGGCUGAAGAAUCUUUGCAAUAAGUUGAAUGCUGGUAUUGAUGGACAGAUGACUAAAUCGAAGGGAAAAUCCAAAACUUCUGGUCCUAGGUUUGGUGAUAUUUCUACCAGUAAAGAAGAAAACCUUGCUGGUCUGAUUACUGAGAUGCUGGGGGAGCUCAGUAAAGGAGAUGGUGUUUCCACUUUUGAGUUUAUUGGUAGUGGUGUUGUGACUUCCUUGCUGAACUAUUUUACAUGCGGGUACUUCUCCAAGGAAAGAAUUUCAAAUGCUAAUCUGUCUAGGCUUCGACAACAAGCAAUGAGAAGGUACAGGUCUUUCAUUGCUGUUGCCCUUCCUCCUGGUGUUGAAGGAAUUUCUGUUCCCAUGGGUAUUUUGGUUCAAAAGCUUCAAAAUGCUCUAUCUUCCUUGGAGCGCUUCCCUGUUGUGUUGAGCCACACUUCUAGGUCAUUGAGUGGAAGUGCACGACUAUCUUCUGGCUUAGGUGCUUUGGCUCAACCAUUCAAGUUGCGUCUCUGUAGGGCACAAGGUGAAAAGACCCUUCGUGAUUAUUCCUCAAAUGUAGUUUUGAUUGAUCCACUAGCAAGUUUAGCAGCUGUUGAAGACUUCCUCUGGCCUCGUAUCCAACGAAUUGAGUCUGGUCCGAAGGCACCUGCAUCAGCUGGAAACUCUGAGGCAUGGUCUGUUCUACCAGCAUCUUCUACUACUCCUUCUGUUCCUCCUCGUCAUUCUACCAGAUCAAGGUCUGUUACUAAUAUGAAUGAUGGUGCUAAAGAGUCAUCACAAGAAAACAAUGCAAGCUCAUCAAAAGGAAAGGGUAAGGCUGUUCUUAAGUCAGGUCAAGAAGAGGGAAGAGGACCACAGACAAGAAAUGCUGCUCGUAGAAGAGCAGCUUUGGAUAAGGAAGCACAGGCACAACCUGUUAAUGGGGAUUCCAAUUCUGAGGAAGAUGAGCUGGUUUCUCCUGUUGACAUUAUUGAUGAUUUGGUGAUUGAAGAAGAUGAUAUAUCUGAUGAUGAUGAUGAAGAUGACCGUGAUGAUGUUCUUAGAGAUGAUCCACUUGAUUCACUUCCUUAUUGCAUGCCAGAAAAAGUGCAUGAUGUUAAAUUAGGGGACUCUUCAGAGGAGAGUCCAGUUGUCCACACGCCAAGUAAUAGUCAAGCAAAUGCUGGUGGUGGUUCCAGCAGCAGAGAUGGUUCUAUCCGGGGAUCUGACUCUCUUGAGUUUAGAGGUGGGAGUUCUUAUAGUUCUAGGGGUGCAAUGUCAUUUGCUGCAGCUGCUAUGGCAGGCCUUGGGUCUAGUAAUGGUAGAGGUGUUAGAGGAAGUAGGGAUCGUCAAGGACGGCCUAUAUUUACUUCUAACGAUACAGGAAGAUUGAUAUUUUCUGCCGGUGGGAAACAAUUAAAUAGGCACUUAACAAUCUACCAGGCCAUUCAACGUCAGCUUGUCCUGGAUGAUGAUGAUGAUGAUAGACAUGGAGGCAAUGAUUUUGUAUCAAGUGAUGGAAGCAGACUGUGGUCUGAUAUAUACACCAUCACGUACCAAAGGGCAGAUAACCAAGCUGAUAGAGGUAUGAAUGGUACUGGGACAUCAACUUCCUCUAAGUCUAGGAAAGCUAGUUCUUCAACAGCUUUGAGUGAGGAUUCCUCACUCCAUGCAUCACUAUUAGAUAGUAUUUUUCAGGGAGAGCUCCCCUGUGAUCUGGAAAAAAGCAACCCUACCUAUAAUAUUUUAGCACUUUUACGUGUACUUGAUAUUUUGAAUCAGCUUGCACCACGGUUACAGUUUCUGUCAGUGAUUGAAGAUUUCUCCGAAGGAAAAAUAUCAAGUCUAGAUGAACUCAGCGUGAGUAGUGUCAAAAUCCCUCCUGAAGAAUUUGUCAAUAGUAAGCUUACUCCGAAGUUGGCUCGACAGAUCCAGGAUGCACUUGCACUCUGUAGUGGCUCUCUUCCAUCAUGGUGUUACCAGCUAACCAAGGCUUGUCCAUUUCUAUUUCCAUUUGAGACUCGCCGCCAGUAUUUCUAUUCAACUGCUUUUGGGUUGUCUCGAGCAUUAUAUAGACUUCAGCAGCAAGGUGCUGAUGGGUCGGCGAAUGAAAGAGAGGUAAGGUUUGGGAGAUUACAGCGCCAGAAAGUGCGUGUCUCCCGGAAUCGCAUACUGGAUUCUGCUGCAAAAGUAAUGGACAUGUACUCUAGCCAAAAAGCUGUUCUUGAAGUUGAAUAUUUUGGUGAAGUUGGCACUGGUUUGGGUCCUACUCUGGAGUUCUACACCCUUUUAAGUCAUGAUCUACAGAAAGCAGGGCUAGGGAUGUGGAGGACAGGUCUAACAUUCCACAAACAUGGAAUGGAAAUGGAUGUAGAUGGGCACGUAAAUGGAAAAACUGUUGAUGGGGGUGAACAAGAUCUCAUUAUAGCACCUCUUGGGUUAUUCCCAUGUCCCUGGCCACCGAGUGCUGAAAAUUCAGAGGGUCAGCCUCUUUAUAAGGUAAUUGAAUAUUUCCGGCUUAUGGGUCGCGUGAUGGCUAAAGCACUUCAGGAUGGGCGGCUCUUAGACCUUCCAUUAUCAACUGCCUUCUAUAAGCUUGUGCUUGGCCAAGAACUUGAUCUGUAUGAUAUUCUUUCUUUUGAUACUGAACUGGGCAAGAAUUUACAAGAGUUACAAGCUCUUGUUUUUCGGAAACAGCAUUUGGAAUCAAUGGGGAAUAAUAGCCAAGUCAAAAUUACUGAUUUGUGUUUUCGUGGGACUCCAGUUGAAGACCUUUGCUUAGAUUUCACCCUUCCAGGUUAUCCUGAAUAUAUUCUGAAACCUGGGGACGAGAAUGUUGAUCUUAGUAAUCUGGAAGAGUACAUUUCUUUGGUGGUUGAUGCUACUAUCAAGACUGGAAUUGUGCGGCAAAUCGAAGCAUUUAGAUCUGGUUUCAAUCAGGUAUUUGACAUUUCAACACUACAAAUAUUUUCUCCAACUGAGUUGGACUAUUUGCUUUGUGGGCGUAGAGAGCUGUGGAAGGCUGAGACAUUGGUGGAUCACAUCAAGUUUGAUCAUGGUUACAAUGCCAAGAGUCCUGCAAUUAUAAAUUUGCUGGAGAUCAUGGGAGACUUCUCUCCUGAACAACAAAGAGCCUUUCUUCAAUUUGUUACUGGUGCGCCUAAGCUUCCUCCAGGUGGUCUUGCAGUGUUGAAUCCGAAGUUAACAAUCGUGAGGAAGCAUUCUUCAUCCACGGGAAACACAUCAGUCAGUGGUAAUGUGGCAUCCGAAUCUGCAGAUGAUGACCUGCCUAGUGUGAUGACUUGUGCCAAUUACUUGAAGCUUCCUCCAUACUCCACCAAGGAAAUCAUGUACAAGAAAUUACUGUAUGCGAUCAAUGAAGGUCAAGGAUCCUUUGAUUUGUCCUAGGAUCUUAAAAAGGUAGUUGGAGUGAUUGAGAUAAUUGAGCCUUGUGCAUUUAGUGCUCAAUAAAUGGUGUGCUGGUCAUCACCGUCUAUCAGCAAUCUUGAAGGUGAAGGUGGUUGAAGGGCAGUUUUUUUUUUUUUUUUUUUUUUUUUUUUUUUUUUUUUGGCUGGAGGCACUUUGGGGGUGCAAGUGCGGUUGUACAUACCGUAGAAUGAUUUAUAUUUACUAUAAUAUUUUGGGAUGAUAGGAGAUAUAGAUGUAUGAGGAUUAUGAUGAUGAUGGUGUCGUUUAUCGUUUUGUUUAAUUUUAUGAUGAUCUAAUAAAGGGAAUCUUGAAAAGCAAUUUUAUCAA